GCGCCCGCCUGCCGGGUGCGCAGCGAGGAAGCCGCCGGCCCGCGGGCGUUGUGUCGGGGAAAUGGCGGCGCUCGGAGCGGGCCCGGCCGCGGCCGCUCGCGGGAGGUAGCGGCACCUGCACCUCCCCCUCCCCAGCGGCUGGCGGCAAAUGUGCAACACCAAGAUGUCAGCUGGGUCGGACGACCGCCUCGGCGCCUCUGCCAUUCCCCCCGCCGAGCAAGAGGCACUGGUUAAGCCGAAGCCACUAUUGUUGAAGUUGUUAAAAUUUGCAGGUGCCCAAAAAGACACAUUUACAAUGAAAGAGGUAAUAUUCUAUCUUGGCCAAUAUAUUAUGUCUAAACAAUUAUAUGAUGAAAAACAGCAGCAUAUUGUCCACUGUGGAGAUGAUCUUCUUGGAGAUCUAUUUGGGGUACCAAGCUUUUCGGUAAAAGAACACAGGAAAGUGUACUCAAUGAUUUCCAGCAACUUGAUAGCAGUCAGUCAGCAAGAGUCUAUGGAAGCAAACACAUCUGAAAAUGAGACCAGGUGUCAACUUGAAAAAGGCAAUGUUCUAAAGGAAUCCAUGCAAGAGUUAAUUGACGAAAAACAGACAUCCCCAAAUUUGACUGCUAGACCAACUACCUCUUCUAGGAGGAUGCUCAGUGAAUCUGAAGAAAGUUCUUCAGAUGAACAACCUAGUGAAAGAAGAAAACGGCAUAAGUCAGACAGCAUUUCGCUCACAUUUGAUGAAAGCCUUUCUUGGUGUGUUGUAAGUGGGCUAUGCUGCGAAGGAAGCAACAGCAGUGACUCAAUAGACUCUGCAAGUCCUGUAAGCAAGGAUCUUCAUGCCAGUUCAUUAAGCGAAAACUCUGAUGAUUGGUUUGACCAGAAUUCUGUUUCAGACCAGUUCAGUGUUGAGUUUGAAGUUGAGUCCAUUUAUUCAGAAGAUUAUAGCCAUAAUGAAGAAGGACAAGAGCUCACAGAUGAAGAUGAUGAGGUAUAUCAGGUGACGAUAUAUCAGACUGAAGAGAGUGAUGCUGAUUCAUUUGAUGAAGAUCCUGAAAUUUCACUAGCUGAUUAUUGGAAGUGCACUAAAUGCAAUGAAAUGAACCCUCCCCUUCCACGGCAUUGCCCCAGAUGCUGGGCUCUUCGUGAGGACUGGCUUCCUGAUGAAAAGAAUGACAAAUCUGAAAAGCGAAAAUUGGAAAGUUGCACACAGCUAGAGCAUGAAGAGGGGUUUGAUGUUCCCGACUGUAAGAAAGUGAAAAUGAAUGAAGAUAAAGAACUAAGUAUUGAAGAAAGUGAGGAUACAACAGCACAAACUUCUGAAUCCCAGGAAAGUACGGAAUACUCUCAGCCAUCUACAUCUAGCAGUAUCUUUUGUAGCAGCCAAGAGGAUUGCAAAGAACCUGAGAAAAAAGAGACAGAAGACAAAGAGGAAAGUAUGGAAUGCAAUCUACCCCUUUCCAGCAUAGAGCCCUGUGUCAUAUGUCAGAGCAGACCUAAAAAUGGCUGUAUAGUUCAUGGCAAGACAGGACAUCUUAUGUCGUGUUUUACUUGUGCAAGGAAACUGAAAAAGCGGGAUAAGCCCUGUCCAGUCUGUAGACAGCCAAUUCAGAUGAUUGUGCUAACUUAUUUUAGUUAGAAGGAACUUCAGCAUAACUGUGCAACAAAGCUUCAACAGUCCUUCUACACAGGCUUUCUUACAAACUUCCAUAGACUUGAACAAUUAAGAGAGUAAGAAACUAUUUUUGUAUGUUUAACUAAAGACAUAAUAUUUUGGGUGAUUUUUCUUUCUUUUGGUUUUAAUUAAAAGUUGAUAUUAAAAAGUUGCACUGAAAUUGAUAUUCUUCAUUAGGCAUUUUGGGGAGAUUUUAAAAUACCCAAAUUCCUGAAACUUAUUUCCAUGUUAGGGGAUCUGUCACAACAAGACUUGUACAUCACAAGCAGAUCAGUAAUGACACUUGUACAACUAUAUAGAAUAUCCAUUUUAAAAUAGUGAAUGUAAUGCUUUUGAGAAAUGAGAGCAAUCUCAAGUUUCAUUAUUGUGAAAAUCAGUUUUUCUUUUGCUCAGUAAGAAUUAAUAGAAUUUAUAAUUUCAACCUU
Mauremys reevesii (Reeves's turtle) is the source of this 2085-nucleotide messenger RNA. It is a transcript of the gene MDM2, whose product is annotated as MDM2 proto-oncogene. Gene Ontology annotation, molecular function: ubiquitin protein ligase activity; identical protein binding. NCBI's taxonomy places the organism in Eukaryota, Metazoa, Chordata, Testudines, Geoemydidae. The coding region runs from base 149 to 1624 and encodes 491 amino acids. Gene Ontology annotation, cellular component: nucleus. Gene Ontology annotation, biological process: negative regulation of apoptotic process; regulation of cell cycle. The record is from RefSeq and is a predicted model, not a curated record. The transcript is spliced from 11 exons.